Pichia membranifaciens NRRL Y-2026 is the source of this 1410-nucleotide messenger RNA. RefSeq lists its product as hypothetical. Lineage: Eukaryota; Fungi; Ascomycota; Pichiomycetes; Pichiales; Pichiaceae. The record is from RefSeq and is a predicted model, not a curated record. The transcript has a single exon. The coding region runs from base 1 to 1410 and encodes 469 amino acids.
AUGGUCAAAGCAGCAUUGCCACUUGCUGUCACAAGGGAGUCUCUGACUUAUGCAGACAGACAGCUUGUACUGAAUCCCAUUCAUAAUGAUAUUCAAGUUGAAGAAUUGAAACGGACAUAUUCUAUUCAAAACAGCUUACUCGCCAGAAAAAACGAGGAGCUGCAACUUCGAGUGACAAAUUUAGAGAACCAGCUUUUUCAGACUCAAAAGCAAGUUCUUACCCUCAGAAAUGAAAAAAUACAGUUGAACGAGAAGAUGAAAUUAAACUCCAAGCAUUUUAAUGACGUGAUAGUAAGCUCGCUUGACAAGCUGAUGAGUGAAUACAGAACUUUUAUGGCUGACGUUGGAGUGGAGGUGAGUAAUAAACACAUUCCAGCGCAUCUUUCUCAAAAAAUAGAUAAUGAAGGGCAAUACAAAGCCACAGACUUUGAGCAUUACUGGCAAAAUAUAAAUGAUGAUUUACGGAGGCGUAAAAGUUCUUUAUUCAGCUUCAGAGGCAAUUCCUCAGACUCAGCGGAAAAUAUUGACACCAAAGCUGUUAUUCCUAUAUCGGAAGGAGCCUUGGAGGAAGACCAGCUUGAUACUUUGGUUGAAAAAGAAGAGGAGGCUCCACUGGAACCCGAAUAUGAGGAAGAAAACUCUACUAACAUACCUGUGAAGAGACAACCCAUGAUCAUGGAAAAAAUUGAUAGUCAUCAGCUGACACAUAUACCAUUUCUUGGAGUUUCUAAGAGCACAGAAGAAGGAGCUCACAAGCCUCUCCUAAUUGAGGAGGAUCAUGAUAGUGGCAAUGAUGAGCUUUUCAACCAACCUAUUGUUUCACCACCGGACUCGCCCAGCAAAGCAGAUCAGCCUGCAAGGUUGAGUUUAGGUACCGAUGGGGAGGCUGGUGUUUUAUCUUGUGAUGAAGAAAAGGAGGGUGAAGUGCCUGGUGUGGAAAAGUCUGCAGUACAGAAGGUAGCAAAAACGAGGAGAGGCAAGAUUCCAAGAGAACUCAGGAAUUUAGACACAGAAAAAACCAAAAAAUGGCUUGGAAUGGAUCCACUGGACGAUGUUGGGGAAUCUACGAGUGAAAGAAGGAAGAGUAGAAGACGGUCGCUGGUGGUGAAUUAUCAGCUUCCUUCUCUGAAACAAAAGAUGAGGAGGUCGUCUGGACGGUUUUCCAAUGUCGUUUAUACUGAUGAGGACCAAGAGAACAGAGUGAAGAAGCCAAAGAGCAGCAAGAACCGCAAUGCUUUAAGGAAUAUAACCAACAUAAGUCAAGCUGUCAGUCGAGAUAGCCCUGAAAAGAGUGAUCGGGAAAGGUCUAUUUUUGACUUGGAGAAUGCCGAUAUUUUUGGCGAAUACAAGAGUGGAACUUUGAAAAACAGAGGUAGAAGUAGGGACGAGGUCUAUGACAUGCUCCUAUGA